Messenger RNA from Centruroides sculpturatus (bark scorpion), 1353 nucleotides. RefSeq lists its product as uncharacterized. Gene Ontology annotation, molecular function: nucleic acid binding; RNA-DNA hybrid ribonuclease activity. The record is from RefSeq and is a predicted model, not a curated record. The coding region runs from base 1 to 1353 and encodes 450 amino acids. The transcript has a single exon. NCBI's taxonomy places the organism in Eukaryota, Metazoa, Arthropoda, Arachnida, Scorpiones, Buthidae. Gene Ontology annotation, biological process: DNA replication, removal of RNA primer.
AUGGUGUGGAAAGAAGCCCUGGAAAACGUGCAUAUGAGAAGGAAAUUAACAUCGAUCCAGAGGAAAUUCUUGAUUAAGAUAAACAGGGCAUACAACACCGCCCCCACAAAUGCACUCCAGAUCAUGGCCAACACUUUACCGAUCCAUCUCAAAGCUAAAUACAUCAUAUGGAAUUGGUACUUAACAGCAAAAAGCACACAACACGGAUACGACAUUCCCGGAUAUGACGAGAUCUACCAUGAAAUAAAAAACAAUUGUAAAACCAUCGAUAUCACAAAACCCAACUUCCGAAUUGAUAGGAAACUAAAAAAAGACGAAUUCAUCGAACACCCGGCUGGCAACAUCAAUUACACAAUCCACUGGGAUAACGACAACAAUAAAGAAAUAAAAUCUAAAUGGAAAAUCUAUACAGACGGCUCUAAAAAUGACAACGGCACCGGUGCGGGAUUCAUCGUUAAGAAUAAUAAUGAUAGGACUACUUAUCAGCAUUAUUACAGCAUGGCCACACAGUGCACAAAUUCGCAGGCAGAGAUGUUCGCACUCUUGAAGGCAAUUCAGCACAUCCAGAACAAUAUCGACAUCUUCAAAGGCAGCAUCUCUAUCCUGACAGACAGUAAAGCCGCUCUGCAUAAUUUAAACCAAUUGACUCACCCUACCGCCCUGGCAAAAAGACUAUAUGACGCCGCUAACACCCUUGGAACAGUAAGAAAGUUAUCUUUCGGGUGGAUUCGUGGUCACAGUGGUGUCAAAAGUAAUGAGAUCGCUGAUAAACUGGCCAAGUUAGGAGCCAGUAGCAAUAUCUCUCCUUCUUUUACGGACACCCCGCAGGUGGGCGUCAAAAACUACAUCAUGUCCCUCAUUGAAAAGAUCUGGCAACACGAGUGGGAAACAGGGAGAAACUGCUUCCUGUUUAUUCCCUCAAUUCAAACAAGAAAGAAAGCAAAACACUACGUCCCAAACAGCCUUACCACGCAAGUACUACUGGGACACGGAAAUUUUCCGGCCUAUCUUCAUAGGUUUAAGCUUAGUGAAAACGACAAGUGUGACUGUUCCGACGACGAAAUCGGCGACGCUGCGCACUUUGCUUUUCUUUGCACCAAACACGAUAACUACCGAACGAAACUUAUGCACGAAUACCUCACCAACAACCCAAGAUGGCCCCCAACUGAGCACAAAAUCUUCGAGAAUAAGACUCUUUGGAGAACUUUCGAAGAAUUCAUUUACAACACUGGUGCCCUCGUAGUAAAAAACUCAGAACAUCAACGAUACAACACAGAAGACACAUCAGAAGACGAGAAUAACCUACAAGAGGAGAGCAUGGACGAUAACUCCGACGAGGAGGAGUCGUCGUAG